UCAUGCUGACCGGUGGGAUCGUGGCGGUGGCGGGGCAGUUCAAGGGAUGGUACUUCGCUGCGUACGCCAUCGCUGCGGGCGCCUUCGUCUGCCUGCUGGAAUACCCGCGCAGCAAGAGGCAGAAGGGAUCCACCAUGGAGCGCUGCGGCCAGAGGUACAUGACGGCGGUGCUGAAGGUGUUCGGACCGCUCACCCGGAAUUACUACAUCCGUGCCAUCCUGCAUGCGGCGCUGGCUGUCCCCGCUGGCUUCCUGCUCUCCACCAUCCUGGGCACCGUCUGCCUGGGCAUCGCCAGCGGCAUCUACCUGCUGGCAGCGGUGCGCGGGGAGGAGUGGCGACCCAUUGAGCAGAAGCCCCGGGAGCGGCCGCACAUGGGGGACACCAUCAAGCAGCCCCCCAGCAACCCCCCGCCCCGGCCCCCCGCCGACGCACGCAAGAAGCAGACGGCCGAAGCUGGGGGGCAGGUGAACCCCAUCCCCAUUGAGGCUGAGUAACACGGAGCGGGGGGGUCCUGCUGCUGCACCCACUUCCCAGCUGCGCCUCACACUGAUCCCCAAGCCCCCAGGGGUGCUCAGCCUCCCCUGGCUCGUAGGGGGAUCUCAGAAUCCCUGGGGGGCUGCUCAGCUGCCCCCCAUAUCCCAGGGGACGCCCCCAGCUCCCCUCCACCCCCCUCCAGCCACGCAGCCCCACUGUGCCGCUGGGGCUCACGCAGCUCUGCUCUCGCUGCACCGCCUCUCACGUUUUGUACGUUGUCAGUUGUUUUUUUCUUCUGGUUGCUUUUUGCAAUAAAAGGACUGAAAGGCCCCAGA
Molecule: messenger RNA, 809 nt
Organism: Numida meleagris (helmeted guineafowl)
Lineage: Eukaryota; Metazoa; Chordata; Aves; Galliformes; Numididae
Product: cytochrome b-245 light chain
Biological process (GO): superoxide anion generation
Cellular component (GO): NADPH oxidase complex
Molecular function (GO): heme binding
Source: RefSeq, a predicted model, not a curated record